UAUCCUUGCGCUUAUCUUAAUAACACCCGCCGCCAUCCCCCUCUGGCCAGUCCUAGAAGUUUGAGCCAAAGCCUGCAGCAUCUGACUGGACAUGUUAGGCAAUCGUCUAUAGGAUUAAAGGCCGAGGACACUCAAUUGGCCGAAUCUCGGGCGGCAAAACAUGGGAGACGAGGGCGUGAGACGCGAACUGUGGGACGGGAAGAUCCCUGUGUGCUUCAAGCUGGACGAGGACGAAGUAACCAUGUCUAUCAGAGGAGACAGAGUAGCUCCACAGCCUUGCUACAUGAUGAUCCCGAGAGUCAGCUACCUACCCCUGGUCUACGAGAAGCUGGACAAGCUGUACUCUCGAGCCGCCGGGAGACAGGUUGAGGACGAGGUAUGGGUCUCGGCUGAAGCCACACCCCUCAAGUGGCACUAUCCCGUGGGUGUCCUGUAUGACCUGUAUGGGAGAGGCCAGAACCUUCCUUGGGAGAUCACAGUCCAUUUCAGAAACUUUCCCGAAGAUAUCCUUCUGCACUGUGAGAGCAAAGAGGCGGUGGAAGCUCACUUCAAGUCAAAACUAAAGGAGGUAUGCCAUAUAAUAAUUGUUGUUUGACUCUACUUUGCACAAUGCAUGUACACACUGACAGAGAGUAUGUUACCAGCAGUUGCUCUUUAAAUGUUGUUAUUCUCUCGUUUAGGCUGACUUUGCAAAGCACAAGUCGGAGAUUAUUCAGAAGCUAACGGCGCAGGAGUUUGGGCAAAUCUGGAAAGGCUUCUCUGAGAAUAACUACGAUGAGUUUUGGGCGGUGAACAAGAAGAUGAUGCUGAGCACUCGAUCGGAACACGAGCCCUUCAGGAGCAUCCCUUUCUGCAUCUACCAGGAUGGGAAGAUAUUAUUCCAGAGGCUCCUCCCACCACACAGGCCAAAGGCUUCUCCCGAUGACCAAAUAGUGGAGAACACUUUGGAAGACAUCAUAAAACUCUACAGUGCAAGCUUUCCUCUAACAGAAGAGCACUGUGUCCUCAUUCACGGGAUCGAGCUCUCAGUUCGGACUCCAAUUCAGUGGCUUAGUGAAAAUUUAUCAUACCCGGACAGUUUUUUACACAUUUGUGUUGUGCAUAAAUGAUAUACAUUGUGUGUAUUAUUAUAGGGUCCUUUCUUUUUUGUGUAAUAGUGUUGAUGCUUUUGAUCUCUUUUGACAACAAUGUUAUGGCAUUCUUAAAAAUCGUUUUGUUUAUUUAUGCCCAAUAAUAGGUAAUCAAAUCCAGUUGUCACACAAAUAAGUUAAUCUUUUUGUUUUGUGGAAUGAAAACACUGGCUGUGGACUACUGUGGAGGUUUAUAGUCUGGUUUUUCAGGGAACGUGCAACCAGAGCGCUUGAUGAUGACAUUGGCAGCAUAGUUUCCAGCGUGGAUGGCCUCCUCAAUACUGGCCCCGAAGACUAGUUGGGAGAGGAGUCCCCCAACCCACGCAUCUCCUGCUCCAUUAGUAUCGAGGAUCUCCUCUUCUGCGACAGGAAGGAUUGGAAAUUCGGUAACCUUGCCGUCUUUACACAGGAGAAUCGGGUCGGGGCCUUGUGUGAAAAUGACCACACGUGGACGGUCUUUUCGCUCUUUCGGGAGAUCGACGGCCUUCUGGAUGAUUUCCUUUAGAUCCUUUGUGUUGUAGCCCAUGGCCUCGGAGAAUGCAGCGCCCUCCGCUUCGUUUCCUAUGAGAAUAUCGAUGUAGGGCAUCACUUGAAGGAGCUGGUCUUUGAAGAACUGGCUGAUAAACGGAGCAGAGAGAUUCAUGACAAACGUUUUUUCGUUCUCCGAGAAAUGUUUCGCGACGGCCAGGAUGGAGUCCAACGAUACUGUGAGAAAGAAACCUGCAAUGUAGCAGGUUCGGGCACGUUCCACCAGCUUCCAGUUCUCCGCUUCUUGCAAGUGGGUCACCUUGUACGAGUUGGCGGCACCCAGGUUUGCCACCAGCGAUCGAACCUUUUCCGUCACGACAACAGCACACGUCCCAGUGGGCUUAUCGACCACCACCAUGUACUGGACCUUCACCCCGUCCUCCGCGGCCGCCUUCUCUAGCUGUUUCCCGUAUUCGUCUCGACCCACGCACCCAAUAUAGCUGGUGGCCAGUUUCC
Geodia barretti is the source of this 2114-nucleotide messenger RNA. The record is from the annotation of a GenBank genome assembly. Lineage: Eukaryota; Metazoa; Porifera; Demospongiae; Tetractinellida; Geodiidae.